Molecule: messenger RNA, 2043 nt
Organism: Parascedosporium putredinis
Lineage: Eukaryota; Fungi; Ascomycota; Sordariomycetes; Microascales; Microascaceae
Source: the annotation of a GenBank genome assembly
AUGACCAACCAUUCCGGCACCCGGCUACGGGCACAUUAUCUCGGGCCGCUGCUCGAACCCAGCAGCGAGCACAGCAAUUGGCUCCCCGCCUCGUUCCACAGAUGGGCGGGCGCCACACUAGACGGGAACCUGCUCGUUCCCCUCGCCUCAUUCGUCCUCCGCGCCAACGAUUUUCUCCGGCAAGAGGGGCUCGCCCACUACUGGCUCACCAUUCGCGCCACCCAAGCCACUCCCGAGUACGACUGUCCGCGGUGGCACUGCGACGAGUACUUCUUCCAUGAGGCUGAACGCCCGGACAAGGGUCCGAACUGGUGGGCAAACCACCUCCCCCAUGCUAGUAGGAAAGAGAGGAGGAACAGGGCCGUCGUCCCAACCGCCAACGGACUGGAAACUGUGCGGCGUGCUCGCCGGCCCCCACGCUCUUCAUCCCCCAACCAACAAUCCAAAGCCCGUCAAAUCCGCGACCGCGUGCGGGCCUCCUGUGCCAAGGAGCACAUUUGCGCGUCGGUCCGCUGCGUCGGGUGCGCCACCGCCGCCGAAGAAGUCCGGAAACGCCUCGGCGAGGAGUACGCCGGCCUCGGCACCGUGCAGGCGGCCAAGGGCCAGAUCGCUUGCUUCCGCGUCGGCACCGCCCGCGGCGCCGUGCACUCCGAGCCCAAGAUGGACGGCGACCGCAUCUUUGUCAACGUCGUGCCGGGGACCGAGGACGAGCUGAGGGCUCUCUCGUCGCGCCACGCGGAUCCCCUCCAGCAGCCCUUUCGCCAAUUCCACGCCUGGGCCGAAACCUACGGCGACAUCCUCGGCCUCAAAGUCGGGCCCCUCAACGUGGUCGUCCUGCGCAACCCCGUCCACGUGCGCGAGGUGCUCGAGAAGCGCGGUGCCUCUUACGCGGGCCGACCCUACAGCUACAUACCCGCGGAGCACGUCUUUGCCGAGCACGCCGACAAGCACAUCCUCAACCUCCAGCACGACGCGUUCCUGCGCCGCUGGCGUACCGCCGCGAAUCACCUCCUCGCCCCCGCCGGCGUGAGGCAGUGCCUGCCCAUCCUCGACGCCACCGCCGCGACGCUCGCGCACAGCCUACUCGACGUCGACGCCGAGGUCAUCGACCCCCUGUCGCACGUCCGGCACUGGGCGCUGGCGACGCCCCUGCUCGCCAUCACGGGCCAGCGCCUCGAGGACCGCGGCCCGGGCUUCGCCGCCCGGUUCUUCGACGCGCAGCACAAGUGGCUCGAGCUGCUGGAGCCCGGCAACGCGCCGCCCACCAAGGCGCGCGAGGUGCGCGAGUACAUGCUCGACGAGUACUUUGGCUACUUGCAGACGGCCAAGGGACUGCGUCACCAAACGGACGAGGAGGCGUCUUCCUCCUCUGGUGGAUUGAAAGGUUUUCGGCCCUUGCUGACCAAGGUCCUCGAGGACGGCGGGCCCGAGCCGACGGAGAAGAGUCAGGGGAAAUGCUUUACGGAUGCCGAGAUUGCGUACAUGGGCGGCGGGCUCCUCGACGCAGCCGUGGACACUACUUUGGCUUCCAUCCUGAGCUUCAUCAUGUUCAUGGCUCGUUAUCCCGAAGUGCAAGCCCAAGCGUUUGAGGAACUCGAUGGACAAUGCCCGGGCAAGGUACCGUCGGCCGAAGAUCUGGAGAAACUGCCAUCUUCCGUCUCCGCCCCCCGCGCCAACCUCGCUCCCCGCAUCCUCGACCGGGACGACGUCUUCCACGGCUACAAGCUCCCCAAGGGGACAACGAUCCUCGUCAACGUGUGGGGACUGCACCAAAACAGCGACGAGUACGAGGCACCCGACGAAUUUCGCCCGCAGCGGUUCCUCCUGCACCCGCUGGGCGUCAAGCCCGACGCGCUCGCGCCGGACGCGGUCCACGGGCGAAGGGCGAGCUAUACCUUUGGCACGGGACGCAGGGUGUGCCCCGGGGAACAAUUCGCGGAGGCUUCUCUGCUCCUGGCCCUCGCCAAGGUCGUCUGGGCCUAUCGAAUCGUUGCCCCGGGACCGCUUGACACCUCGCUACAAGGGGGUAUGCGACCGGCUUAG